Messenger RNA from Spirodela intermedia, 474 nucleotides. Lineage: Eukaryota; Viridiplantae; Streptophyta; Magnoliopsida; Alismatales; Araceae. The record is from the annotation of a GenBank genome assembly.
AUGGAGAGAGAGAGGAUUCGCCCUGUAGCUUCGUUUGACCCUAACCCUAAUUGGAUGCGGCCCACCUUCCCGAGGAAGUGCCCUUACUGCGGCCUGCAAUUCAUGAGCUUCUUCAAGCUCGGCGGCCACAUGACCGCCCACCGGAGGGAGAUGGUCGCCGGCAACCAGCGGGCCCCGCCGCCCCCGCCCCGCCGCCGCCGCCGCCCGCCGGAGCUCGAAGAUCGUGGCGGUAGAAAAGUUGCCAGCAAAAGGAAAGAGGAAGAGGAGAUGGUGGUGGUACCACUGGGGGUCCUCCAUGGGAGGAUCGAAGUCGGGCCCCACCUUCCCAAGACGCUGGAUCUCCUGGGGAUCGGGAAGAAGCUUCUCCGCGAUAAUGAAGACGACGGCGGCAGCGGCGGCGGCGCCCCCUCGAAGGUUCUCGCCGCCGUGGAGGAAGAAGAAGACGGCAAUCAGAGGAAGAGGAUCAACAUUUAG